Heteronotia binoei (common prickly gecko) is the source of this 1997-nucleotide messenger RNA. RefSeq lists its product as uncharacterized. The transcript is spliced from 6 exons. NCBI's taxonomy places the organism in Eukaryota, Metazoa, Chordata, Lepidosauria, Squamata, Gekkonidae. The record is from RefSeq and is a predicted model, not a curated record. Bases 233 to 1849 code for a protein of 538 amino acids.
CUCCCACCUCUUGGCUGAGCGGCCGGCACGUGAUCAGCGCUUCGGCCAGUUCUCCAAUGGCAGUUGGAGGAAAGCUGGAGGAGGCGCCCUCGAGCAAUCUGAUAGGUGAAAAGUGACCCAAUAGGGAGCAGGCGCGGAAUACGAGAGAGCGUGAGAGAAAGAGAGACGGUUGUGUCUCGAGCUGGCCUGAGGCGCUUGAAGGAGGACUAGCGGCUCUACUAUUGUGGUCGUUAUGAGGCGACUAACUAGGCCGCAAGGCUCCGAGUCGCCUCUGGAGCCGUCUCUGCAGUGGUGCGUCAGCCCGGUGCUUCAGGAAGACCUAGGCCGGGCCGCGCGUAAGUCUCCUGACUCGGCUACGCCCAGCGCUCUCUACCACAGCGCCUUUGCCCAGGAGUGCGAGGCCGUUGCCUUCCAGCUGAGCAACGCUGCGAAGGGGGUUCCGCCCCGGUGCCCCUUAACUAUUCAGGAAGAGACGCUGACCCCGCUGGAGCUACCCUGCUCUUUCUUAGACAGCCCCGCCGGCCGUUCCCCCCCUCUGACUGUCCCCGAGUCCACCUCUGCUAGCGCUGGCCCUCCUGAUCCCUUCGCAACCUUUUCAUGCAGUGAGCAGAGCACGGGGCUAGCAGGGAUUUCUCUUGGCGUAGUAGCCCAGCUGGCGGUUGCCCCAUCUCCUGCCUUGGGCCAGGCAGGGGUGUCAUCGGGGCCUGAGUUGGAGAAGGCAUCGCCGCCACCUACUAGGGCCAAUGUCACAUACGAGUGCGACGGCUCCGGUAAUUCUGCCAACACAACUUACAUCUGCAUUGGGUCCCCCUCGACGGGGGAGAAGGAGACGCCUGCAGACGCAGCCUCCGCCCAACCUGCCUUUGAGGUUUGUAAGCGGGAACUGCCCUUCGUCACGUCAACACCAUUGAUGGCGCCUUCCCUUUCAAAAGAUGCAUCUCCUACAACUUCGGAUACAGGAUGUCUCCAGAAGCGUGCAGCCUCCGAGCAGAAGCCGCCGGCAGACCUGCAGCAGGAGUCUGGGGUCACCUUUGUUUCCAGCCAGAGAGGCCUUCCUGCUGCUGCCAACAGUGGGACUGACCGGGUGCCUCAUGUGUCGGGCAAGGCUCCCUUUGCCAAGAAAAGUUUGUCCCUUGGUGGCCCUGGAGCCCUUAGAACUCGAGGGGCUCUGGGCAUAGGAGGCCUUCCCAAAGGCACUGGUACAACAAGGAAAAUUCCACAGCCAGCUGGAAGAAAUUGCACACAGAACUUUGUUAUACCACUAACCAGAUCAGGAUCAGCUGUGCAGAGCCAGCCCAUUACCCAGAAACUCUUAUCUGAUGAGAUAACAAAGACAAAUCUGACAGAACUGCCCUGCAAUAAGAAGCCCCCGAUUUCCAUGCAACCUCCUUCCAAACUUGCUGUUAGAUUUGGAGUUCAAGGGUCUCUAGCGUGUCUCGGUCUGAAGCUUCAUGGUACAUCAAGAGAUAAUAAUGCUUCGGGAACAAGGCUUCCAGUUUUUACAGGCAACAAGGUAACAGCUAAGACUUCAAGUCAAAAGCGUCCGUGGAAGAAUCUAUCUGAGAAAGCUACUGCAUCCCCCGUGAAACAACCAUUUCCUAAACGAUCCCGUCUGUGCAAAAAUCAGAAAGAGACACCCAUAUGUAGUCUGAUGGUUGUUGGACAGAGCCCAAGUGCUACUCUGGAGAAGGAACUCACUGCACCUUGCUUACAGUGUCAAUGGCUGGCUGAAGAGAACCAGCAUUUGAAGAGCAUGUUAGAAACAUGUCGAAAGACUAUUGCUUUUCUGGAAGGAAAGCAAAGUGUGGUAGAAAAUGAAAACUGUCCCCCUCAGACAGAAGCUACAUGAAGAUUCUUCAGAGUUCCUCUGUCAAACUAUACAAAUGAAGCUUCUUAAACGAAGGAUACUGAUGGAUAUUUGCUAAUGGACAGAGCCCGUCUUUGUAGGCAGUAAGAGUGUAAUAAAUUUAAUAAAAUGAAGUCUUGUUGUAAAAUAA